Molecule: messenger RNA, 381 nt
Organism: Zonotrichia albicollis (white-throated sparrow)
Lineage: Eukaryota; Metazoa; Chordata; Aves; Passeriformes; Passerellidae
Source: RefSeq, a predicted model, not a curated record
CCGGGGCUACCAGCCAUGAGCCUGGAGCCCCCCAAGCUGGAGGUCAAAUCGGCCACCAGGGUGAGCGGGGGUCCCGCCACCCCCCGCAAGGGACCCCCCAAGUUCAAGCAGAGGCAGACGAGGCAGUUCAAGAGCAAGCCCCCCAAAAAGGGGGUGCAGGGGUUUGGUGACGACAUCCCCGGCAUGGAGGGGUUGGGAACAGACAUCACUGUCAUCUGUCCCUGGGAAGCCUUCAGCCACCUGGAGCUGCAUGAGCUGGCUCAGUAUGGAAUCAUUUAGGAUUUGGGCAGGCUCACCAGCCCUGUAGUGCUGUGUAGAUCAAGGCCCCCCUACCCCUGCUGGGGAAGGGGGGCUCAGCUUGGAAAAAUGCUAAUUAAACCC